Messenger RNA from Anoplophora glabripennis (Asian longhorned beetle), 2035 nucleotides. RefSeq lists its product as uncharacterized. The record is from RefSeq and is a predicted model, not a curated record. Bases 212 to 1576 code for a protein of 454 amino acids. NCBI's taxonomy places the organism in Eukaryota, Metazoa, Arthropoda, Insecta, Coleoptera, Cerambycidae. Gene Ontology annotation, molecular function: protein binding. The transcript has 10 exons. Gene Ontology annotation, biological process: regulation of DNA-templated transcription.
AAACCGAAACUCUUCAGUUGCUCGAUGUCCACGAAGCGUUAAGCCUCUAUGCUGCGACGGUCUAAAUGACAGUUUACGUAUGCUGCAUGUGAUUUUUGACUUGGUGUUUGUAAUGAAACUUUUGUGACAGUGCAGUGACGUUUGUCUUUUUGGAUUACCGCCUUUUCAGUCGUUCCUGUCGCUGUUUUCGGACGUCACCAUAGCCGCUGACAUGGUAUCACGCCGCAAAAUACUGUCGAGAUCGAGGGAUGAACUUAACAUGGAGUCGACGUUUCAACCCCCUGAAGAUGAAGAAGACGUUUGGUACCAAAAAGACAAAUUGUACAAGGAUCACAUACAGGAAGUGUUGGAAAAGUGGACGCAAAUCGACGAUGAAAUAUGGGCGAAAGUAAUCGUUCUGGAAAGAAACAGAAGGGUGGCAAAGGCCUACGCGCGAGCCCCAGUUCUGACGGUCAAUGAUUCUGAUGACGGAUUUGAUGGUUUCCGGAUUGGUUUGUGUGGCUUUGACAAUCCAAUGAGAGACCAGAAAACAGAAGAAUUCAAACGGCACAUUGGCCACGGUGUUAAAAUUAAAAUGGACGACGCUGGCAAUAUUCUAAUCAAGAGAAUAUCGAAGUGUAACGUUUACAUCAAAAACGUAGGCAAGGAUGAAGAAAAUGCGGUGGGAAACGAAAUUCUGAAGAUGCCAAAUUGUGCGCUAGAACCAGACAAACCCGUAAAAUUAUUUGACAUGAAAAAGUUCCAGUCCAACGUAAAUCGUGAGUUACGAAGGGCGUAUCCCGAUCGUAGGAGGUUAGAAUGUCAGUGUUUGAGCUCCAUAGCCUUUGUCAAGUCAGAACCAGAACUUCUGGAAUGUCCCAUUUGGGUCCUGAUCAUAAAUAUCGUCGCCAUGGACAUGCUGAAAUCAAAAUUACCUCCAGUUCAACGCGUUAUGGACAUCAAAAAUCGACCAAGAAUACCCAUUCCAGAUGAAGACCCCUACAGCAUCGCUGGCAACGGUAGCGGAUCAUCGGGAAGUUCUGGCUUUGCAGGUGGAAGCGUGGCAGCCACAAGAGACCAACUUCUCAUGCAAAGCCAACAACUUGCUCAGAGGCGUAGCGAAAAACCACCAAAACUACCACCCCGUGAAAAUAUGUACCCACAUGACAUACCUAAGCCCGAUUAUGACGACCAUGUGUCCGACAGUAGAAGACCUAAGCCUUUCUCUACGUCAAGGGGCAAGGAAAAAUCAAAGGACAACAAAAAAUAUGAUGAUCCCUACUACUGCGGGUUACGAGCCAGAGUGCCAAAUUUCGUAUCAAAAUCAAAAGCAAAAGAAACCGUCCCUUCGAAAAGAUUCUCAGUCAGUCAGCAACAAGGACCACUGCCCCAACAAAUCAUGCUUCACCCCCACAACCACAUGAAUACUCACAGCAUGCACCCUAGAGCCUUGUGGCACGCCAGAAGUUACGAGAGCGGAAUAGACUCGGAGUCGGUGGAGUCGCCGUACAACCAAAUCUAUGGCCGGCUGCCUAUUCCAACACGGGGUUACAUUCCCAGCCAGUCCCGUACUAUGUAUAUUGGGGAGUGGGACUAAAACCUGUAAAUAAAAGACAUCCAGUAGCUAAAUAUCAUAACAGUACUCAUUUUUAAUAGUACCUUUCAUCCCAUAGAUGAAUUUAAGUAAUGUUUCAUAGAAGACGUAAGCGGCAGAUAUGUAUCAAUAUGCAAUACUAGUUUAAAAAAAGUACCGAUACUGCCAAUUCUAGACUUUCUAUUAUGUAUUUGUUCAUACAGAACUAGAAGCUAAGCUAUUUGUACCACUACCCAUAGAACACUAGAAUUAUAUAUAUACAUUGUAGUUAACCUUUGAUAUCUAUUUUUUUAUUUUUACAUGACAUAUGAUAUAUUGUAAAUUUUUUAGCUUGUCUAUGUGUAUAUAUUUCGAAUGAAAAAUGUGAUAACACUUGUACAUCAUUUGAAUGAUAUAUAGCAAUGAAUAUAUUAUAAUUUAAGAUUUUUGUAAAUUUAAUUGUUAAUUUGUAAAUUAUACUUU